GCGAAGCCUGGGUGGGUGGAAUGUUGGGGAGUCUGAAUGUUCCACCCUGGGACGGUCCGGCCCAGAGUUGGGACUGUUCCUGACGCCGCGCUUCCCUGUCUCCCUCCCGGCCCAGCCCAGCCCGGGGCCAGCACUGGUCAAUUGCAAUCCAACCAGGACCCUGAAGGGAUAAGGGAAGAUUGAGAAGAUGGUGGAUCACCUGGUGAACACUGAGAUCAACAGCCAGAGAAUCGCGGCCGUGGAGAGUUGCUUUGGCGCAUCAGGGCAGCCUCUGGCAUUACCAGGUCGGGUGCUCCUUGGCGAGGGCAUCCUGACUAAAGAGUGCCGCAAGAAGGCCAAGCCACGAAUCUUCUUCCUCUUUAAUGACAUUCUGGUCUACGGCAGCAUCGUGAUCAACAGACGCAAGUAUAGCAGCCAGCACAUCAUCCCUCUGGAGGAGGUGACCCUGGAGAGCCUCCCCGACACCUGGAAUGCCAAGAACCGCUGGAUGAUCAAGACUUCCAAGAAAUCGUUUGUGGUGUCAGCUGCCUCCGACACCGAGCGGGAGGAGUGGAUCAGGCACAUCGAGGAGUGUGUGAGGCGCCAGCUGAGGGCCACAGGCCGCCCCCCCACCAUGGAGCACGCUGCCCCCUGGAUACCGGACAAAGCUACGGACAUAUGCAUGCGCUGCACCCAGACCAAGUUCUCCGCCCUCACCCGGCGGCAUCACUGCCGCAAAUGUGGCUUUGUAGUCUGUGGGGACUGCUCCCGGGAGCGCUUUCUCAUGCCCCGCCUCUCAUCCAAGCCUCUUCGAGUCUGUGGCCUCUGCUAUCGGGAGCUGGUGGCAGAGAAGCGCAAAGAAGAGGAGCGGGAACCAGAGGAGGAAGGGCGGAGGCAACCCCAGCAGGACCUUGCUCACUCACGGGGGACAACCUACGGGGCGUCCAGUGGUGAGGAUGAAAGCGAUAAGUCAGAUGAGGAGAAGGACGGGGGCUCAGCUGGUUCCUGGCCUACGGGGGUGGAGUUCUAUGCCUCUGGGGUUAAAUGGUCAUCCUUCCACAGCUAACCUUUGUCCAAAAAUCAUUUGGGGGUCUGGUUUGAAGGAAACCGAGCUCCCUGAAACAGUUUCUUUUCUCUACAAAAGUAUGUGGUCCCAUUGUCCCUGUUUGUUCAGACUUCUUUGGUGAGGGCUUGGAAAUUGAACACUACAGGACAGGUCAGAAUAGAUUCUGAAUUCUGUUCACAGAGCCCCACUGUGCUGCUUUAUAGGGGAGGAGUGAGCAGUGAGAAAAAAAAAAAAGCCCUCCCAGUGCCCAUCCUCCAAGAGACCUGCUCCCUUUGGUCAAGCUCUUCCAAUUUAGCUGGAUAGAGAAACCAGGGUGUAUUAGGAGCUUCCCACCCCCAUAGGCUCAGGCUACAGCCUCUGCCUGUCAUCCAGCUGAGCCAGGGGAGCAUGAUGCAAAAGACUUUCAGAACCUGAGGCAGGGAAAGGCCCAGAGAAGACUGAAGAAGAGCAGUCACCUUCUAUUUUUGGAGCUCCAGCCCAUGGUCAUCUACAUCCAAAAGAACCAGCUGUCCCAAGGACACCCACUUCUCUGUUUAGUCUCCCACUCCCACUUCUCAGCAUUGGCUAUAUGGCCCCUAACUCCUCCGGUCUCAGUUCUCUGCCCUCCCCCAGCAACACCACUGCUACAUGUGUAGCUUCCUAGUGUGUAGGACCUGAUCAGAAACAUUUCCUCAUGUCCAGGCACCAUGCUUGGAAGGACCUAAGAACCAGUGUGGGUCCCAAGAACCCUGGUGACACCCGAAGCCAAAUGCCCAGAGAUUGCCGAGGUGCCACUUGAUUAGAAAAACUGCAACCCAGAGAGACCAGAAGUGUCUUGGUCUAUCCUAUCCCCUGGGUGUACAUCUGGACACGAUGGUGACCUCUCUAGGCCAAAGGGCAUUACAACGCUGAAAAAGCCACAUUUCUAUAGUCUAGAAAAGAGUAGGAGCAGCCCUAUAGCAUCCUGAAGGAGCUGAGAGGGAAGCUGGAUCAAUGUUGACAUGACUGUGGUACUUCCUAUAUGUUGUAUCAGCCCAAAUGUUCAAAGUUCACAAUAAUCACAGUGCAUCUUAUACCUCC
This is a messenger RNA of Phascolarctos cinereus (koala), 2104 nucleotides long. RefSeq names its product pleckstrin homology and FYVE domain containing 1 (gene PLEKHF1). Gene Ontology annotation, cellular component: early endosome; lysosome. Gene Ontology annotation, molecular function: metal ion binding; phosphatidylinositol binding. NCBI's taxonomy places the organism in Eukaryota, Metazoa, Chordata, Mammalia, Diprotodontia, Phascolarctidae. The record is from RefSeq and is a predicted model, not a curated record. Gene Ontology annotation, biological process: endosome organization; positive regulation of intrinsic apoptotic signaling pathway; positive regulation of autophagy.